Messenger RNA from Mercenaria mercenaria, 4386 nucleotides. RefSeq names its product P protein-like. Gene Ontology annotation, biological process: transmembrane transport. NCBI's taxonomy places the organism in Eukaryota, Metazoa, Mollusca, Bivalvia, Venerida, Veneridae. Gene Ontology annotation, cellular component: membrane. Bases 239 to 2614 code for a protein of 791 amino acids. The record is from RefSeq and is a predicted model, not a curated record. The transcript is spliced from 21 exons.
UAAUAGAUCUUACAUGUAUCAUGUAUCAUAUUGUUAGGACCUUAAAUUACUUUUAUAACUUUAAACGUUAUUAUAAAGUAUAAAAACAAGUGUGACACUUUACAGGAGAUAAAAAAGGGAUUUAAUAUAUUAAACAGCACUAGUAAUGAUACAUAAUAUUUGCAUAUCGUCAUGUCAUACAGAUAAGAGAGUUUGGAACUGACUUAAUAGUUUAUGAGAAUCUUGAGCACAAUACAGCAUGAAUAGAAGAAGGGAAAGCACGCCAGAAACACAAAUCCAUAUUAAUCCAAAUCGGCCAAAGACACCAGUGUCACGACCACAGAACCUAAAUAAAGGGCAGAGGAGUGUUUCACCAAGUGUACAGGAUGGCAUUGUGUACGAGACCCAUACAGAUGGUAACCAGUCGGAAACGAUGAUAUUCAGUCGAGAGAAUACGCCACAACCGAUAAGCUACGGGACCAUGCCUACUACAGUAACACCUGUUAGCGAAAUAUCUCCGCUCCUUAACGAAAGCUGCCAUACACCACUAACAGACUCACAAAGCGAAGAAGAUGAAAAUGCGCCAUUUUUCAGCAAGGAAAAUUUGGUAAAAAAUAAAUGGACACUACUGAAACAGUUGAAAGUUUUCAUCCUAACUGUUGGAGCUUUGGUUUGCAUUGUGUUCAUUAUGAUCAACGCAGAGCAUGAGGAACAUGUGAACCAGACGUCAGUACGUCAAGACAGCCCCAGUACGAUAAGCCUUCAUGAUGUGCCAGGUGGUAUAAAAGGAGAAAAAGUUGUGCUGACAUUGCAGGGACCAUUUGAAGAAAUAACUAACACAAGUUCAAGUAAUCUUCUGGAAGUCCGUAUUGGAAAUUCUUCAGUCGUGAAUCUAAAUGUAAUUAUGGAUGACUUGCGGACACAUUCUAUAAAUACUGUCCUCAAAGAUCUGGAUCUUUCUGCAUUUGGAAAUGUCCAUUCAUUAGACAUAACUUUGAAGUAUACUCCCAGUGAUUCUGUUGUUGGCACUGCGUUGGCAGACUUGUGUGUUCCGAUGGAAUAUAGCUACACGUUUACAGCAGAUACAAAACGUGAAGAAGUCUGUGCUCUCAUUGUGCUCAUACUGGUGUACGGACUGAUUAUAUUUGAUCUUGUACACAGAACCGUUGCUGCAAUACUUGGAUCACUGGCUACUGUUGCUGUCAUGUCAGCUUUUGGUUUGCGUCCAAGCUUGGAGAAGAUAAUGACCUGGCUAGAUGUAGAGACCCUGUCCUUGCUGUUUGGAAUGAUGAUUAUUGUUGCUAUCUUCUCUGAAACUGGAUUCUUUGAUUAUUGUGCUCUAAUGGCAUACAAGCUAGCAAAAGGUCAGGUAUGGCCACUGAUCACAUUGCUUUGUGCAUUCAGUGCAGUGGUGUCAGCAUUCCUUGAUAAUGUUACAACAAUAUUGUUGCUUACUCCUGUCACCAUCAGGUUGUGUGAAGUGCUCAAUUUGGACCCAAAAAAGAUUCUGAUUGCGGAAGUGUUAUUUUCCAACAUUGGAGGAACAGCAACAGGCAUCGGAGACCCACCAAAUGUGAUCAUUAUCUCACAUAAGGAUGUAAAGGCUAAUGACAUUGGUUUCUCAAACUUCACAGGUCACAUGAUUGUGGGUAUAAUAUUUGUGUCUCUGGCGGGCUAUGGGCUGCUUAGGUUGUUCUACAGGAAUAUGGAAGAUCUAGAGAACAAAGAUCCUGUAGAGAUUACAGAGCUAAGACACGAGAUUGACAUGUGGAGAAGGGCAGCAAAACGUAUUGUUGCAAUAUCUAGGGAGGAGAAGAUAAUGCAGGCUAUAUUUCUACAGAGAGUUGCAGAACUUGAGAAUAAACUUGUUAAACAGAUUUAUAAAAUGAAGAGAAGAAAACAGAAAAAUUUUAAAGAAAUGUUGAGUGAACUUGAAAAGAAGCAUAAAAUCACAGACAAAGCUUUAUUAGUGAAGAGUGGGAUAGUACUAGCAGCUGUCAUAUUGUUGUUCUUCCUUCAUUCUUUCAUUACUGGAAUGCACCUAGGAUUAGGUUGGAUAGCUAUUAUGGGGGCAAUAUUGUUGAUGGUUCUAGCGGACAUGCAGGACUUGGAGACUAUCAUACAUAUGGUGGAAUGGUCCACACUCAUCUUCUUUGCUGCUCUUUUCUCUCUUAUGGAGGGGUUGAAAGAACUGGGUCUGAUAAGCUGGAUCGGUGGAGGAGUGAAGAGUAUUUUGACAGAUGUAAACCAGGACCAACAAGUUCUUGUUGCAAUCAUACUGAUACUGUGGGUGUCUGCAAUAGCUUCUAGUUUCAUAGAUAACAUACCAUUCACAACAGCUAUGAUACCUAUAUUGAUCACAGUGCAUGAAGACGUAGGGAUUCCACUAUUGCCAAUGAUUUUAGCGCUUGCAUUUGGGGCCUGUCUUGGAGGGAAUGGAACACUGAUCGGGGCCUCAGCAAAUGUGGUUUCAGCUGGUAUAGCAGAACAGCAUGGUUACGGAUUUUCAUUUCUCGACUUCUUCAGAGUGGGGUUUCCAAUGAUGUUAGUAACAACCUUGGUUUCUAUGGUAUACUUGCUGAUAUGUCAUGCAUGGGGUUCAUGGGGCAAUGGAACAGGUCCUGCACAUAGCUGAUAAAGUUGUGAAAAUUGGAGAAAGGAAAUUUUGUCAAAGCUGUCAUAGUUCCUGGAAAAUAAAACAUUUGGACGAUUUAUCAUCUACAUAGAUUUCGUAUUUGCAUAUGUGUAAUGUCAUAUGUGAUUUGGCAUGAGAGUAAUCUUGGAGAAAUAGUUAUAUACAGCUUUUUAAUUGCAUAAACAACAACCCCAAACAAUGAUGCAUAGUUGUUUAUUAUCAAGAUCAGUAACUUGCAGGUUAUUUGUGAAAAGGGUUAUCAGAUCCAAACAUUUGCAGAAGAUGGCAUUUUUAUUCCUUGUAAUUUGAUGUCUUGUGUAUUUGUGUCACAUUGUUAAACAUCACUGUUGAAUUGUAUGCUAACAUGUUAGUGUGUCUGGAUAUUCCUACAAGUCAGUAUGAGUUUUUGGCUCUGUCCUCGAGUCAGUAUUACUUUUAGUAGGGUAUAACAAGCUAUGAGAACGAUACCUUCAGAAUAGACGUUAUUAUUGUGUAGAUGGUAAUUAUCUUUUUUUUUUAAGGUCAGUUAUAUACCUUAAAGUUUCAUCUGUAUGUAGAAAUUUCAUUACCCCUUUAUCAUGAGCAGACUUGAUAUUUGAAUCAUAUUCACUUUCUACUAUUUUUGUAAUUCAUUUUUGGGCAACAGGACCCCAUCGGAAAUAUUAAGUCUACUUUGAUUUAUGGGCUAUCAUUGAUCUUUACACUUGUUUUCAUUUAGUCUUCAUUAUUCUCUGUUACAAACAUUUUAUGUAAAUGUAUUAACCCUUACCCUGCUAAAUUUCUACAAUGAACUUGUCCAUCUUUCAAUUUGGACAGUACCAUUAACUGAAAACAGGGGUGCUUACCAAAAAAGAUGCUGACUGAAUGGCGAACAGUGCAGAUCAUGAUCAGACUGCACGGAUGUGCAGGCUGAUCUUGGUCUGCACUGGUCACAAAGGCAGAAUCACUUGCCACCAGCAGGCUAAAGGUUAAAGCUGUGUUCCAUUAUCUGUGAUAAGUUUCAACUUUGUGAUAAGAGCUGAUUUGUGAUACUUCAACAAAUUAUCAAGAAGGAAAAAAGCCAUAUUUUGGGGCCGCAGAAUCAGAUUGCAUAUAUAUCAUUCUAACAUGGCUCUGUUUAAUUGCCAAUUAAACAAAGAAGAAAUUCUGUAUAUUCUGCGAUAAACAACGGUUGAGACGUGGACCAGUAAGAGAGCUGCAUGAUGUCCGGUUCAUUACUACUCGAAUAAAUGAAGCCUAGCAUAAGUUUCACGAAAAUACUUUAUUGAACAUGUAAGAAUGAAAACAAUCAAGGUUUUCUUGUGGCUUACCGUCUAAUUUACCGCGGUUCAGAGUUCAGAUGCUUCAGUAUUUAACCACUUGGGCUAACGACCCCGUGGUUCAGUUCCUGCGCAUCUGAACUCUGAACCACGAUAAAUUAGAUGACAAACCACUCGAAGGUCUUGAUUAUUUGUUAAGUAUCCAGGGGUUCUGGUUUAAAGCGGUUUCACUGUACAAUGAUUGAACAGUACCACAAUAUGUGCAAUAUUUGUUGUUGUUUUUAUCAGUCACAUGAUUUUUCUUGCGCUCUAUUAUAAAUGGAUGUUAUGCAACAAAAUAAUGUUAUACCAUGACUGUAAUUCAGAAAAUUUCUAUUUAAUGAUUGAUGUGCAGUAAAUACAUGGUGCAAUUCUUUGUUUACUCUUAUAUUUAAUUGUUAAGUUUGUCUUUAAAUUUUAUUAAUAUAUUUCUAAUAUUUGAAAUAAAAAUAAUAAAGAUUGACACAAAACAGA